Messenger RNA from Lathyrus oleraceus (garden pea), 837 nucleotides. RefSeq names its product WAT1-related protein At4g30420. The record is from RefSeq and is a predicted model, not a curated record. The coding region runs from base 133 to 837 and encodes 234 amino acids. Lineage: Eukaryota; Viridiplantae; Streptophyta; Magnoliopsida; Fabales; Fabaceae. Gene Ontology annotation, molecular function: transmembrane transporter activity. The transcript is spliced from 3 exons. Gene Ontology annotation, cellular component: membrane.
UUAUUCCAGCUGUCACAUUUGUAAUAGCAGCCAUUGCAGGGUAAUAAAUAAACUUUAACGUACUUUUGUUAUUCAUGUCAAUAUUUAAGGAAAUAUGUUUCUUUGAAUUUGAUAUUAAAUAUAUAUGACAGAAUGGAGAGAGUGAAUAUUCGAAGUUUGAGAACUAUAGCUAAAAUAGUAGGGACAAUUAUAUGUGUAAGUGGAGCGGUGUCCAUUACAUUAUUGAAGGGUCCAAAGCUACUAAAUGCAGAAAACUUACCUUCAGAAUCAAUCAUUGGUUCAUCCUUAAAAAGUGAAGAAAAAUGGUUGCUUGGAUGUCUGUGUCUUCUAGGAAGCAUUAUUGCUUGGUCAAUUUUUCUCAUUUUGCAGGUUCCAGCUUAUACAAGCCAUCCCAAUACCUUAUCACUAGCAGCAUGGAUGUGUUUAAUGGCAACAUUACAAUCAUUAGCAGUAACAUUGUUUUUGGAGCCGGAUCUUAAUGCUUGGAAGAUUAUUUCUCUAUUUCAAUUUGGUUGCAUUUUAUAUUCAGGAGUUAUAGGAUCUGGAGUUGCACUUUAUCUUCAAGCAUGGUGCAUUUCAAAGAGAGGGCCUCUUUUCUCUGCAAUGUUUAAUCCUCUCUUAACAUUGAUUGUCACUAUACUAGCUACCUUAUGGCUUCAUGAAGAAAUAUACAUUGGAAGUUUGAUAGGUGCAAUUGGAGUCAUCAUUGGCUUGUAUAUUGUACUUUGGGGUAAAGCUGAAGAUGUAGUUGAUCACCCAGAGAAAAAUGUUGACAGUGAGUCUUGUGGAAAACCCUAUUGUAAAAGUGGUUUGAAAGAUCCUCUAUUACCCAACUAA